This is a messenger RNA of Staurois parvus, 256 nucleotides long. The record is from the annotation of a GenBank genome assembly. Lineage: Eukaryota; Metazoa; Chordata; Amphibia; Anura; Ranidae.
UUAGAUGAAAGUAAUAUACUUUCUAGGUGGCUUAUCAUGUUAUAUAUUUAAAAAGUGUAUUAUUAAACAAAUGCGCACUAGAGAAAAAAUAUACAAAAUGAGAGGCAGAGUGGUGAUGUCCAGGGGCGGACUGACCAUUUGGAAACUCGGGCACUGCCUGAGGGCCCGGGAAGCCGCUGGUUCCUUUUUCAUAGGCUUUUUUGAGCUUGGGCAAGGGCACAGGGGCCCCAUGAUCCCCUAUGGCGUGAGUUGUCAG